This is a messenger RNA of Rhodamnia argentea, 4172 nucleotides long. RefSeq lists its product as uncharacterized. The transcript has 7 exons. The record is from RefSeq and is a predicted model, not a curated record. Bases 382 to 3816 code for a protein of 1144 amino acids. Gene Ontology annotation, biological process: cortical microtubule organization. NCBI's taxonomy places the organism in Eukaryota, Viridiplantae, Streptophyta, Magnoliopsida, Myrtales, Myrtaceae. Gene Ontology annotation, cellular component: cortical microtubule.
GAGAGAGAGAGAGUGAAGGCUUGCUUCAGAGGGAAGAAGAAAAUCUGAAGCCACAGCACCAACAGCAGAGAGAGGAAGGUGACGUCCGUUGAGCUUUCUCAGGACUUGGAGGAGGGAGAGGGAGAGAGGGAGGGAGGGAGGGAGAAUGCGGGAAGACUCGGGGCUCCCGUCGUCGCUGCGCCCGGCCGAUCCGUCGCUGCCUGCUCUCCGAUCUGCUCGCCAAUUGCGUCGCUAGAUCCGAGCUCAUCGUUCGGCGUCCCGCACGCUGUGGAUUCCGCAUUGGUGCAAUUUGGGGUCCCAAUUGAGCUCCCGCGAGCUCGGAGUCGGUGCCCGAAGACCCCUUUGACUUGGGAAAAUUUUGGUGAUUUUUUAGUGGGGGAAAUGCCUCCUUCUCCGGCAUUGCGAUGCUCUCCAGGGAGAGAGGUGAGAGCGGAGAGUCACAAGCGAGGUCGGAGUCUCGAAGGUGGGCUGCUCUUCAGAGAGAAGGACGACGAUCUCGCAUUGUUCAAGGAAAUGCAGACACGAGAAAGAGAUAACUUUUUGCUCCAGUCCGACGAUGAUCUUGAAGAUGUAUUUUCUACGAAACUCACACACUUCUCUGACUUUAAACUUGGGAUCUCCAUUCCUGGUAGAGGAGAGAGUAGUGAUCUUCUCAAUGCCGAUGGAGAGAAAAAUGACUAUGAAUGGUUGUUAACUCCUCCUGAUACCCCGCUGUUUCCAUCUUUGGACGACGAUACACCGCCAGCCAAUGUUGUACCUAGAGGACGUCCCCGGAGUCAACCAAUUUCCAUAUCAAGGUCAUCCACGAUGGAGAAGAGUUACCGGAGCAGCAGGGGUAGUGCAAGUCCAAGUCGUUCUAGCCCAUCUCCACGCUCUGGUAACAGUGCUGCCCAGUCAAGGGGAAGGCCAUCAUCGGCUCGUCAUGCCAGUCCGACUCCUAGCCUGCAGAAUGCCACUCCACCACAGAGGCCAUCUACUCCACCAAGCAAAACCUCUGUGUCUGCUCCUAGGUCUUCUACCCCUACUAGCAGGAGGAUGAGCAGUGGGUUUAGUUCUACUAGUGGUUCAGGGGUUAGAGGAGCAUCCCCUGUAAAGACAAGUCGAGGAAACUCUGCUUCGCCCAAAAUAAGGGCAUGGCAAGCCAAUAUCCCGGGUUUCUCUACUGAAGUGCCUCCCAAUCUGCGCACUUCCUUGGCUGACCGGCCAGCCUCAUAUGUGAGGGGUAGUUCUCCAGCAUCUAGAAAUAGUCGGCAAUCGGUUUCCCCAACUGCUUCUAGAAGUGUGGCGUCAUCUUAUGGCCAUGAGCGAGAUCACUUCAGUUCACAUAGCAGAGGUUCUGUGGCAUCAUCUGGUGAUGAUGAUGUGGACUCUCUACAGUCGAUUCAAGUGGGAAGUCUGGACCGAUCGACUUUAAGAAAAGUUGGUUCCUCUCCCAAUAGAAGAUCUUUGGUCUCUUCCAGGACAAAAGCUGUCUCCUCGGUUUCUGCUCCAAAGAGGUCCUUGGAUCCGGCUUUAAGACAAACGGAUCAUCGGAAAGCCCCUCAGAAUAUGUUUAGGCCCCUCUUGUCAAGUGUACCAAGUAGCACAUUCUAUAUUGGAAAAGCAGGCUCUAUGCAUCGUCCUAUGGUAUCUAGAAACUCUUCGGUGACAACAAGCAGCAAUGCCAGUUCUGACCAUGGCACAGGAACUGUACUUGCUGCUGAAGGGAGUGACCAGAACCGUGAUGAUAAGACCUGUGAAUCAGGAGGAGGAAUAUACGCUACUGUUGACCAAGAAAUUUUCGAAUUUGACAAGGGUGAUACUGCUACUGAAGACAUGGGCAGUGAGAUUUAUGCUGCACAUCAAUCACUUAAUAUCCCAGUCAGUGAUUUUGAAGUUGGCACUGUUGUUGAGAGUGGCCAUGCUAAUGCAGAAGAUAGCUGCCAAGACAGUGUUAUCGAGAAAGUAACUGCAGCUUCUGAAGUUGAUGAUUUUAGAGAUUUGGUGCUGUGCUCCAUAUGUGGGUGCCCGUAUGAUGCCUCCGAAUCGGUGGAAAAUGAAGAGAAUCUGUGUUCCAAAUGCAGAAGGAAAGAAGAUAUUUUUCUGGAAGCAGACAUGGUUGUUGCAGGGGACUUCACACUAACACCAAUAGAUACUCCAGAUAAACAUCAGCAUUUGAAUCAAGUAUUGCCGGUGGUUGAGUGCGAGUCGCAGGGAGUAAUAGAUGUGGACGAACCAAGGGUUUUGCUAGGAGAGGAAAAUAAUCGGCUAAGGGAAUCUUUCUCAAAGGAACAAAGCCAGGUCCAUCUACUAGGAAAAUCUUCUCCAAAGCACCUGAUUGCAGGAGAUAAUGAGAUAUUCAGCAAUGAGCGAGAAAAUUUUGCACCAAGAGUUGGUUCAAGUCCAUCACAUGCAGAUGCAACAAAUCAGGAGCUGCAGCAGUACACAGAUCAUAAAAAGAUCGAUGUUACUGAAGGUGCGGGAAUUUCUUUGUUGCUUAAGAGAUCGAGCAGUAGCAAAGGGCAUGUUAUUCAAGGUAGGACAUAUACUGUUUCUGCAAUUCCUCGAGAUGAUCUAUCUUAUGCAAGAGAUAGCUCAACCAGCAUGAGAAGCUCUUAUGGCCGCGAAAGUAUUUCUGGAUCUUCUUCUGUUGAUUUCAGCUCUUCUAGACAAACAGAUGUUCGCAUACACCGCCAGUUAAGUGGCCUCAAAUCUGAGAGUGAGGAUUACAAGUAUGACAUUAAAACUCAAAGCAUCGGAUCGUCAUUUUCGGGGUUUUCAAACCAUGCUUCCCAAGGUUUUGGUCUGGCAGCGAGCAUGCAUGACUUUUCUGAGGAUCAUGUUGGCAGUGUGGAUACUGAUGCAGAAGAAUCAAUUUUAGCUUCUCUAGAGAAGAAGCAUGCUUUGGAGACGACGGAUGCUGUUCGUACAUCCACAAUGUCCACCUCUAAUGGGGUAGAUACUUUUGAAUCUAAUGAGAGCAGUAAAGCCCUGAAUGCUUCCACCACAGAUUUGUCAAGUCAUGCGAUUAGAAUGGGACUAGAGGACAAUACAGUAGUGUCUUCUAAUGUCACAGACACUAUUUCACUUGAAAACGGGGCAGUUCUCCAAGGCAACUCAAGGGUUAUUACUGAAAUGGACGCAUCAGCUGUUGCUGCUCCAGGGUCUUCUGCAGGAGAGGGAGCUGGUUUGCUGAGUUCUGGCGCCAGUGCUUUAGACUGUUCAGAUGUUCCGGCUGACCACUCUCUAGUCUCAUCAUCUGAAAUGGAAACGAUGAACGGUCAAAGUAGGAGUCUUUCAGAGUCUGAACAUAAAUCAGAGAGUAAAUCUCCAGAGACUUUAGAAACAGAAAUGAAUGCUUCAGCUCAAGAACCCAAGACCUCUGACCAUGGGCAUGGCAUACAAGAGGAAUCAACUGUUACAAUGGAGGCACGAGCUGGAAGUAGAGGAAGAAGCCUUACCCUCGAGGAAGCAACGGAUACAAUUCUUUUCUGCAGCUCCAUCGUUCAUGAUUUGGCAUAUAAAGCUGCGACUAUCGCGAUGGAGAAAGAACCUGCUGUUCCUCUGGAAGGCUCGCAUCCUGCCGUAACCAUAUUGGGGAAGUCCACCACGGAAACGAGGGAUCCACGCAGAGGCAGAAUUGUAAGUAAACGCAGUUUGAAAUCCCAGAAGGCGAGGCAGAGGCAGGUAGAAACCGAGAAGAACCUCCCGUCCAGCAAGACUGAGAACGACGAGAACAUUGACGAGUCUUUGAUGCGUAACGUUGGGAUCCCGAACAAGUUGGACACUGUAAAGCCACCUAAGCUCGAAUCCAAGUGCAAUUGCACAAUAAUGUGAGAAAGGUACACAUCCCAAGGGCUCCUGUGAAGCUGGGUUGUGACCAAGCGGUUCCCUUUGGCCUACAAGGCGGCAAUAGGCCUGAGGGUCUUGUAAUUCGAAAGGCGAUUGGCUCUUUAAGUUAGUACACGUUUAGCUCCUGUUUAUUCCAAAUUUAUUGGCAGCAAGCACUGUAUUUGUAUUGGGGUUCCAGAUUUGUAAAUUUUUGUCUAGUAUGGUUAGGCCGAUGGGGGUAGUGGAGCGAGGGGCAUGUCUGUUUGAGUGUAACCCCACAUUCUUGUAUUUGUCAAUCUGUCUUAAAAUCCUCAAUUCGAGAGCAGUGUGAUUUAUGAAUUCAAAGCAAAGCCAAUAUUCGU